This is a messenger RNA of Actinia tenebrosa (Australian red waratah sea anemone), 3795 nucleotides long. RefSeq names its product geranylgeranyl transferase type-2 subunit alpha. The record is from RefSeq and is a predicted model, not a curated record. Gene Ontology annotation, molecular function: zinc ion binding; protein binding; Rab geranylgeranyltransferase activity. NCBI's taxonomy places the organism in Eukaryota, Metazoa, Cnidaria, Anthozoa, Actiniaria, Actiniidae. Gene Ontology annotation, biological process: protein geranylgeranylation. Gene Ontology annotation, cellular component: cytoplasm; Rab-protein geranylgeranyltransferase complex.
AUACAGAAUCACCCAGGGCUGUUUGUGUAGAAAGGUCUUUUCUGUUGUCAUGUAAAAAGCCGGCACCAAAACMUAGAAUCUUAACUCAAAUAUUAAGUCUUUAUGAUUAACGAAACAACAUCAUGGAAAAAUCAGGCAUUGGUAUAAAACUUAUUCGUACGAGAGGAGAAGAAUUAUUGGAGUCGUCCGAAGAGUUGAGUAAAAGCUCAACUGAACGCCGGGCAGCAAAGCUUGCUGAACUUAAUCCAAAUGUAUUAUCAUCUCUUGUUCAGCAUGGCAGACUCAAAGUCAGGACUUCAGCUGAACAGGCUGCAGCAAAACAAAAGGAACGGGAGAAAAAAAUGAAAAUAUAUAAUGAAGCUACACAGCGUGUCUUUACAAAGAGRAAGAAUGAUGAACAUGAUGAAGAAGCAUUACGCCUCACAGAACAGCUUCUUAGUUCCAACCCAGAUUUUGGGACCCUGUGGAAUUUCCGAAGAGAAACAUUUCUCAAACUCAAAGAUGAAAAUGGAUUUGAUGAAAAUCUAGAGAAGCUGUGUAAGAAUGAGCUGUCAUUUCUUCAAGGCUGUCUUAAAGUUAAUCCAAAAUCUUAUGGGGUUUGGCACCAUCGCCAAUGGAUUAAUGAAUUCCUACCCAAGGCUGACUGGAAAAAAGAGCUWCAGCUCUGUGAUUUAUUUCUUUCAUUUGAUGAAAGAAACUUUCACUGCUGGGACUAUCGCAGGAUCGUAGUAAAAAAGGCCAACAUUACAGCUGARGAGGAAUUCAAGUUUAGUACUGAUAAAAUUGUUGAAAAUUUUUCAAAUUAUUCAUCAUGGCAUUACCGUAGCAAGCUUCUUCCAUUGAUCCAUCCUGAUCCAAGUGGAAACCCAGAUCGGAUAGAAGAAAGUGCAUUAUUAAAAGAAUUUGAAUUGGCUCAAAAUGCUUUCUUCACGGACCCUAACGAUCAGAGUGCGUGGUUUUACCAUAGAUGGCUGCUGGGAAGAGCUCAAAUACCAAUGGAUAUCACUUGUAUGUACGUCAAGACAUUUCCUGGCCAUGUCACGUUACUUGUCCAAUUUUCACAGCCAAUCAAGGUGUCCGCGUGCAACACUGUUGUUAAAGUAAAUGAUGAAGAAAUCAAGGGAACGUGGAGAAAUGUUUUCUCUACAMACCAACCUUGUCAGAUUUGGAUAUGUAAUUUUUCUUUCGAAGAAAACAUUGAUUCUAUWAUAGUGACUGUACCAUUGAUGGAGAAUAAAUUGACAAGAAAGAUAUCUCUGGCAAAAGGACAAGAAGAAGCAUGGCUCAUGUCCAGCGACUGCCAUCUGUUAAGGGCAGAGUUAACAGCGAUACACAGUUCUUUACUAGAAAAUGAGCUCGAUUCAUGUAAAAUGUUGCUGGAAGAGGAACCAGAUAACAAAUGGACGAUCCUAACAAUAGUACUACUAAUGAGGGCUCUAGACCCUCUCGCAUACCAAGACAACACAGAGAACUACUUGAUCAAACUCUCCGAGAUAGAUCAGUGUAGAAGAGAAUACUAUCAUGAUCUUAGGAAGAAGUUUCGCUUAGAAAACGCCAUCGAGAACCACUGGAAACGAGGGACCACUAGUGACGACGAACUCGAACGAUCCAUCAACUUAUCAAACAUGGAACUUACCCAUCUGUAUCACAUACAUCAACUCAUGCUAAUGAGAGAAGUGGAUCUCUCUGGUAACAAACUGACAAGUUUAGACCAGUGUAACAUGCUACAAUGUGUUAAAGUUCUCAAAGCAAGCGAUAACAAGUUAACAUGCUUGUCCAAGAAACACGUUCUACGACUCGACGACUUGGAAGAAUUGGUCAUCAACAAUAACUAUAUUACGGAUGUGAAAGUGCUUGAUGUAUUAAAAAGCUUCCCUCGGUUGGCGAAACUCGAUUUGAGAGGAAAUAAAGUCUGCGGUCUUCCAGACUAUCGAACGAAAAUCAAAACACUCUGCCCUACGCUUAAAGUUCUUGAUAAUGAAAUUCUGAACAUUUAAAAAAUGUCUAGAUUCGUAGGAAAUAAUGACUAGAGAAGUUGUAAAAGGCAAUAUUSACCGACUCCUGGAGAGAGUGUAUAGAAAUUAUUCAUAGACGAUAUAAAGAAAUGCUUAAUAUUCUAGAAUAUCGCUUAGGAGUAGGUGCUUGAGACGAACCAAAGAAUKACUUCUAAUCCCUCUAAAAGUGUAUAUCAAACUCCAUUCGUAAGUCUGUAUUUCAUUCCUAAUUCCCSUUUAUCUUUCGUAGAAUAAUGAAUUAUUGCUAAAUAUAUCAGUCGGUGAUUGCUUUACAAUAAUUAAGGUUCAAUUUUUUGCUUUCGAAUGUAAGAAGUCAAGUGCCGAAAAUUGAUUGAAAGCAAAAUUCAAAGGCUUUUUGGUUAAAAGCUUCGGCGAGCUCAAUGAAAGUAUCGGAGGUUUCUUUUACUGUUUAUUUAAGACGGUAACAUCAAUUAUUUAAGAUCUACAUACUGUUAAAAAUAUACAUACAUAUUCAUGUUUUAAACUUGAUAAAUGUCGGGAAUAUAAGCGAGUUAAGACGGAGGUAAAACCAAGCAACUCAUGUUUUUUUCCGCUCUUUUUAAGUCGCCGGAUUAGUUUUACAAUACGUCUUACUUUGCCACCAUAGUCCCGUUUCUUAGAUCUCUUAUCUUUUCAAUAAUUUAGUUUUUGUAGCAACCACAACAACAGUUUAUUUACCUUGAAGGAAUUAUUUYGGCACCUGACUUAUUUGGCUCAUUUGCCUCAUAGUUCAUCUUGUUUUACAAGCAAGUAACGACCAGUUUUGAAUACAAAGUUCGAGCAGACAAUUUUGACAUAUUUCAUUUUUAAACCGAAAGGUUUCUUAAACUGUCAAACUCAGUUGCUUUUAUCGUGCAGGAAGCACUUUGUCUUUAUUCUUUCAUCACAGGCUGCAGUUUCUUCCUUUCGUGAGAUUUGCUUGAUUUUUUGAGAACAAUUUAUAACUUCGUCAUCCGUUUUUGGUUCUUGAAGGCUAGCUUAUUUCAUUAAUUGAAUUCUCCACACAAAAUGAGCUUCCUUUGYUCACUGUUCAACCUUAUUUUAUGAAGCCAAUUUUUUUUUCUUUUUUUUCCGCACGGAAAAGAAUAAUAUUACGAAAGUAAUGAAUUCAUGCCCUCGAGUUGUUGACAAAUAAUCGCAAUUCACGUAAAUCUUGGAGGAUUUGUUUAAUUUUGGCGUUGUUUUGGUCUUGGCUCGUCUUGAUGUCCUGGUUGAUCUUUAGCAAGUAAAUUAUAACACUUCCCARUACGGCUGUAUACACAACAAUCAUUACAAACGUUGUGAAAAGGAUAGUAUAAGACUUUUUCGAACCUCCUUCAACGUGCAUAGUUGGAAUGGCCGUGUUGUCCAUCUUGUCGUCGUCAACGAUUUAUUAUUCGCUUCAGAAUGGCGUCUCAAGAAAAUUUAUAACAAGAUAAUARUGAAACCAAACUCUUGGCUGAGCUUAUUCAGGGACAAUGCAAUCCUUUCUGGUCUAUAAUAUGGCCAUUUGCUCUGGAAGUUCAAUGACUUAUAUUCGUCACUUAGGAAUAACUUAGUUGACUAACAAGAAAAGUCAAAUAUGUACCCAAGUUGCAACACUCUGACCGAUUGUCCUCAUGAAACAAUGAAUAUUAUAUACUUUUUUUUUUCAAAAUUCUCUCUUGGUAAGUUUUUCUGCAGUAUCCAUGAUUUCCAAGGCGAUAAAUUGUCCGCGAGUUUCAAUUCUAUGAAGAGUGAGUUCUUUUUUGUUAUUCAUCUUUUUAUCAACGACAGCCCAAUUAAAAAAGUGAGAUAACGA